Sceloporus undulatus (fence lizard) is the source of this 1005-nucleotide messenger RNA. Its product is annotated as olfactory receptor 4D1-like. The coding region runs from base 1 to 1005 and encodes 334 amino acids. Gene Ontology annotation, molecular function: olfactory receptor activity; G protein-coupled receptor activity. The transcript has a single exon. Gene Ontology annotation, biological process: G protein-coupled receptor signaling pathway. The record is from RefSeq and is a predicted model, not a curated record. Gene Ontology annotation, cellular component: membrane. NCBI's taxonomy places the organism in Eukaryota, Metazoa, Chordata, Lepidosauria, Squamata, Phrynosomatidae.
AUGUAUCAGGGCAACCAGACUUCAAAAGUGACUGAAUUCAUUCUGUUAGGCCUCACAGAGAAUCCUAAAUGGAAACUAAUCCUUUUUAUGAUUUUUCUCACUAUCUAUUUAACAACAUGGCUUGGAAACCUUACCAUUAUCUUUACAGUGGUUUUAGUGCAGCACCUCCACACACCCAUGUAUUUCCUAUUGGCCAACCUAGCAGUCAUAGACAUCAGUGAUUCCACAGUCACUGCACUCAAGAUGUUGAGAGGCCUCCUCUCACAACCAAAUACAAUCUCCUAUGAUUGGUGCAUGACCCAGAUUUUCUUUUUUCAUUUGACUGGCUCCUCUGUGGAUUUUCUCCUGGUAGUGAUGGCUGUUGACCGGUAUGUAGCUAUCUACAAGCCACUACAGUAUUUACUUAUUAUGAACCAAAGAGUUUGCAUAUAUUUAGUAGCAGGAGCAUGGUUGGGUGGUUUUGUUCACUCGAUUGUCCAGAUUGGAAUUAUCAUUCAGCUACCCUUCUGUGGUCCUAAUGUGCUGAACAAUUUUUAUUGUGACAUACCCCAAGUCAUCAAACUGGCUUGUACAAACACCUAUGUCACUGAAUUGUUGAUGGUUUGUAACAGUGGAUUGAUUGUGGCGGUUAUGUUUUUUGUGUUACUUAUAUCGUAUACUAUCAUUCUGGUGAAGAUUCGGACACAUGUCACAGAUGGAAAACACAAAGCCAUUUCCACCUGUGCUGCACAGAUCAUAGUGCUAACAUUAAAUUUUGGGCCAGCUAUAUUUAUUUAUGACCGACCUUUCAGAGUAUUUCCAGGAGACAAAAUUUUUUCCAUGAUGUACACUCUCAUUACUCCAAUGUUAAAUCCCAUGAUCUUCACUCUGAGAAAUACAGACAUGAAAAAUGCCAUUAAGAAACUGGGAAGAAAAAUGCUGCCUUUAGAAAGUGGAAUCUUUGGUGAGGUGGCUCAUGUUUUUCCGACCAGAUCUCAUGUACUGUCAGUACAUGUGAACAGUUAA